This is a messenger RNA of Colletotrichum lupini, 1227 nucleotides long. RefSeq lists its product as uncharacterized. The coding region runs from base 1 to 1227 and encodes 408 amino acids. NCBI's taxonomy places the organism in Eukaryota, Fungi, Ascomycota, Sordariomycetes, Glomerellales, Glomerellaceae. The transcript has 4 exons. The record is from RefSeq and is a predicted model, not a curated record.
AUGCUACUACAAAAGUCUACAGAACAGAAGUUCCGGCACGUCGAGCUGGGCGCAUGGGGUUCAGCUGCCGCUUGCAAGAAAUCUUGGCUUCCUAGAUCUGAAACCAGACUAGGCUGGCCUGGUCGUCCCGACCGACAUCUGGACGAAGUCCUGAUCUUGGAAUCAGACGAAGAAUUCUCGAAAGCAUCACCAUGCGUUGGCUACAGGCCAUAUAAGAGUCUGAUCAGAGCUGCAUUCAAGAAGUAUUGUCUACUUGCCAAUCCAUUCUUUUUCCUAGUCGUGAUCGGCUAUCGGACAAUCAUUUCUUACAAACUUCUUAUCUAUCUCUCCCCUUCUUUCAUCAACAUGCGUUCCAUACUACCUCUCCUCGCCGGCGUCAGUCUGUCUGCAGCUUGGACCGAACUUCACCACGAGCCAUUCAUGAACAAGAACGUUGAUCCAAUUGUCGUUCCAGGCACCUAUACUUCGCAUAUGCACACCUUCUUCGGCAGCGACGCGGUCACCAAUAUUCUCCCCACCUCGGCUGACCUGCAGAAAGGCUGCUAUAGCGGCCAGAAUGCCAACGACUUGUCUGUUUACUGGGUCCCCACACUGUACUACGUCGAUGGUGACACCUUCACUGAGGUGCCUGUCUUCCGCUUCAGUACCUAUUACACCAAUGCCUUCGCCGAGAUCGCCAUCCCCCAGGAUUUCGCCAUGAUCUCCGGCAACGCGUCUGCGCAGACCCAAUCCGAGGCCGAUCACCCUUCCAACGGAUUGGAGUGGUUCUGUGAAGGAUCGAACGUGCGUGAAUCUGAUAUCGCCAAAUUUCCCACCAGCACUUGCGACCAGCACUUGCAGGUCUCGCUUCGCUUUCCCAACUGCGUCAACCCGGACAACCUCGCUGCAUACGACUGGAGCGACGAAUCCAACAAGUGUCCUGAGGGCAUGAAGGCGAUCCCCCAGCUUCGCUAUGCUGCCCGGUACAACACCAAAGCUGUCGUGCCCGACGGCUGGAGAGGCGACGCUCCCUUUCAGCUGUCGUGUGGCAGCGCCUCGGGCAACGGAUACUGCUUCCACGGCGACUUCAUCAACGGCUGGUACGAAGAUGCUGCCGAGAACAUGCUCGCGUCCGGCGGUGGUGGUUACGAAGAUGGCCAGUUCAUCAGCGGUGAGCACGGAUCUGUUGCGGCUGAUUCUAGCUGCACCCCUACUGAUCAGGACCCUGACAACGGGACGAGCGACUAA